Messenger RNA from Ostrea edulis (European flat oyster), 3962 nucleotides. Its product is annotated as dentin sialophosphoprotein-like. Bases 16 to 3396 code for a protein of 1126 amino acids. Lineage: Eukaryota; Metazoa; Mollusca; Bivalvia; Ostreida; Ostreidae. The transcript is spliced from 3 exons. The record is from RefSeq and is a predicted model, not a curated record.
AACAGCUGGAUUUGGAUGUCGGACGAUAUGUCUCGAGACCGGAAUAAGCAGACUCAAUACCCCUCCGAUGAGCUGUCGAGUUCUAGUAGUUCUGACGAAGAGCACGAUGAUGUGAACGAUGACAGUGAAAGCGAUGUAACUGUAGAUCAAUCCGAGGAUCUCGAUAGCUCUAGUGAAACAAGUGAAGAUGACGAAAUCCUGAGGGAGGUAAACAGAUCCUCCAGCAGCGAUGAUGAUGACGACGAAGCCGAUGAUUAUGCAAAUGACUUUUAUGAAAUGAGAAAGGAUGUCUAUAAAGUAACGGAUCCGGAUAACAAACAAUAUCCGUUUGAAAGAAUGGCGUAUAAAGAGAUCUCGCAGAAUGUUCCAAAAUAUCCUGGUGCAACACAAGACAAGGUCUGUAGUAAUAAUGACGAUGAUGACUCAGAUGAUAGUGACGAUGACUCAGAGUCUGGGGAUAGCCAUGGUAUCUCAACAGCUGAAAAAGAAGGAUUCGCUGACCUGUGUAAAGGGAUCACUCUGGUUAAUAACAGAGAAGGGGGUAAAAGCAGUAACGAUAAGGAAAACUCAGCUCAUAGCAACGAGGACCCAGAGUCCGAGAUUAAAAGUUACGUCAAAAUGAUAGACGCCACUACUAACACAGACGUUAUCAAAGGAAAAUUGACCAUCUCAAAAGUCGAUAUAGGAGAAUUUGUUGAAAUACAUCAAGAUAGUCAAGACAAAUUAUCUCCCAGAACUUAUGACACAGAUAACAUCGAAAGCAUCCAAAAACUCAACUCCCAAAGUAAAGAUUUUACACAUGACAAAAAAUUGGUAGAUUUUGAACCAGAAAUCUUUUUACAAGAUGAAACUCAACAACGGGAGCUUCUUGUCUCUGGUCCGUCAAGUCUUCCUGCGGAUAAAGAAUUAAACGAAGCAGUCCCUAUUGCGAUGCAACAACUACCCACAGAAUAUGUCGAAACAGAUUUACUAACCGAUGUGAUACUAGUGUCACGUGAUUCUUAUAUUCAUAAUGGUAAGGAUACGCAAACGGAUAUGUCGUCAAAGCAUCCAUCAAUUCACAACUCUUCUGUAGAUACGCAAACGGAUAUGUCGUCAUGGCAUCUGUCAAUUCACAACUCUUCUGUAGAUACGCAAACGGAUAUGUCGUCAUGGCAUCUGUCAAUUCACAACUCUUCUGUAGAUACGCAAACGGAAGGUUUGUCUUUGCCUAAAGCCACAGCAUUGCUCCUAAAAUACGAGCAGAAGUAUUCACAAACGGAUGCAGGUAAUUGCGACAUGUCAAGUCAACGUCCCACAAGGACGAUUUCAACACAGUCUGAUGUUCCUAUGACUCUGUUUCAUGACCUGCUUAAAGAAAUGGAUUGUCAGAAGAAAGAAAACGAAUUCGACAAAGAAGACCCACACGCUUCCUCUACAACGGCUCCCAUUGAAAACAUUCACAUGGAGAUCCGAAACGGUAAGCAAAUUCAGUGUGAGAGAACAGAGAUCAAGGACAGAUCUAGACACGUAGCAGCUCAGUCGAAAUGGAAGAAGGAUAUGCCAAGGGAAAAAAUAAUAUCAGAUGAGAAAAUUAAUGCUAAAAUAGAAGUACCGAAAAACAACAGUAUCAAUCAAGCACUUCCAACCACUUGCAAGAGAGGGAAACUGACAAGAAAUCUGAGAAGAGCCCGAGGACUAUUAUCACGAGGUAUGAAAUUAACAACUGCAGAUUUUCCGGCGUCUACAGGACAGGGGAAAGCCGUGUCGCAGGCACAGUAUCGCGUAUUGUCUCAGACCAAAGUGAAAGUAGACUUCGCAGCAGCUUCUUCCGUUGUUAUCGUCAUACAGAUCGAGGUUUUCGUUGGUGCAUGUAUUGAUAGUAACUGUCUUCUACUCGUUGUAUACAGAGAUCGGGCGUUAACAGAACAGCUUACGAAUAUGUCUUCAGAGUCGGAGUCAACGGAUACAGAAUCUGAAGAGGAGAACGAGGAAAAGGAAGAUACUGAUGAAGAAGACAAUUCUAGUGAAAGUGAAGAAAGCAAAAGUUCUGAGGAAGAAAAUGACGAAGAAAGUGACGAUGAUUCUUCGUCUGACGAAAGUGAAGAAGGUAGAAAGCCGUCGAAAGUGAUCACUGAAGAAAAAGAAUCUCAAACAGAAUUCAAAUUUGAUUCAUUUGGUAACGAUUCAACGAAACCAGAAUAUAAGGACAUUAGCUGCGGGAGUGAAAUCGUUACCAACAGCCAGGAAUCCCAAACGGAUAAUGCCGUUCCAGUAUUGCCUGCUCCGGUGGACCUACAUGUAAGGAACAUGGAAUCAAUGACAGAUGUACAACUGGGUCCCAGUGAGAGUUAUGUACCCUUUCCUAAGCCUGAGCAGAAGGACUCUACCACAUGGACGGAUGUAUCUAUAAGUAAUAGGGAAGUACAGACGGACGAGAUCUUGUUUCCGUCUCCAAAGUCUGCUUCAGAAGUGAUAAACUCCGAAAUUGAUCGAGUGCCGAGUUCUUUGAAUAAAGAAGAAUCUCCUCUGUUAACAAAUGUACAUGUAUCACCAAUCAAGAACUCUGGACAAGAUCGAGGGGUGCAGGCGGACAUCGCCUUGAAAUCAAGAAGAGUAAGAACGCAGACGAAAGUGAAACGUCAUGACGUCCAAACUCUAACGAGCGGACUAAUAAAGCGAGUAAAUAUGCAAACUUAUACAUCCGGGCUUGUGUCAAAAUCAGAUCACAGUACCAAUACCGUGGACAUGAAAAACACAGUGAACAUAAAAAUGAAGAACAGAAAGACUCAAACCGAAGAUUACAUCUCAGGGACAAUCAACGAGAAACACGGAGAGGAGAAUGGAACAUCAACAAACACAUCACAGAAAUCUUAUAGAGUUCCGAAUCUGACAGACGUCUCUCCCGAAUCUGCCGCUUCUCAUCGUGCGUCCGGGGGCAAACAAGUGGAACGUAAAAUACAAAAAUCAAAUACGAAAGAACCCUGUCAACCGCGUGAUAAAAUACAGUAUAAGAGAUCGGAAUCUAUAUCUAAACAGAAUUCUGGAGACGGAGAAGAGGAGAAGAAGCAAAGAAAUAAAGCAUUUAAACAGGAUUCAGGGAGCGAGGAGGAAGAAAAGCAAACAGUUAAACCAUCUGAACAGGAUCCAGGGAGUGGGAAGGAGAAGAAGAAGACAGAUAAAGAAAAGGAAAACUUUCACAGGCGUAGGCGCAGGAGAAGGGAAUUGUAUUUUUUGCCUAUACGACAUCCGUCAUCAGAUUCAAAAUCUUCCAAUCAGAAACGAUCAAGAAAGCGCCCAAAAUCAUCCGGAUCACUGCCAAAAAGGAAGAGUAUGGAACACAGAAAUGCCCGGCCCUUGUCAUGCGCACAAUACAGAAUGUUGUAUCAUCAUCGCUGGGCAGAAAUUCCCUUCUAGUCUCUAGAAUCCAGCGGAAUAUGAUAAUAUUUCAUCGACAAGAUCUUUACAAUGUGUUUAUUGUCUAGAAAUAAUAAUUAACUUUAAUUGAUUAUACAAGGCACAGCCUAUAUACUUCAGUUGGAAAAUACAAAACAUGAUUGCUUUCGUGGCAUGAUACGGCAAAGAAUUUCGAGUGCUUGAAUCCAAUAAUUCACCUGGCAAUUUAAAACCCAGUUAUCAGACCUCGAAUCACGUGAAACUUCGAUCGAUUACCAAGGUCAUGAAUUAAUUUCUUACCUAUGAAGUACAAAGAAUAAACAUUUUUUAACUUUAAAUUUAGUGUAGCAUACAUAUUUACUCAUUUUGUAACUAUAUUUAUGUGGAAUUUGGUACUCUUUCUAAGCCUGUUAACACUAAAUAUCUUAUGUUCAAUCUUUUUUAAUCUUGUCGCUUGAAAGUAAUGCUUCAAGAUCACAGCUCUUCGUCUUUGAGGUUUCGGGGAUAUUCGUAACAGGGGACCCAUACAUUGCAUUUGUAAUCUUGAAAAUCAUUAUACCAAUAAAUUUACAAUUAAAAUAAUGAUA